Molecule: messenger RNA, 324 nt
Organism: Arabidopsis lyrata subsp. lyrata
Lineage: Eukaryota; Viridiplantae; Streptophyta; Magnoliopsida; Brassicales; Brassicaceae
Product: G-box-binding factor 4
Exons: 1
Coding region: 1-324 (107 amino acids)
Biological process (GO): positive regulation of DNA-templated transcription
Cellular component (GO): nucleus
Molecular function (GO): DNA-binding transcription factor activity
Source: RefSeq, a predicted model, not a curated record
AUGUCUCAGCCGCAGCAACAAAGUUCGUUUCAGAUGAUUGAAGGAUCAAUGGUUGGAGGAGGAGGAAUGAGAGGAAAGAGAGGGAGAGUGAUGACGAAGGCAAUGGAUAAAGCUGCAGCUCAAAGACAGAAGAGGAUGAUCAAGAACCGUGAAUCCGCUGCUAGGUCUCGAGAGAGGAAACAAGCUUAUCAAGUUGAGUUAGAGACUUUGGCUGCGAAAUUAGAGGAAGGGAAUGAGAAGCUUUUGAAGGAGAUUGAAGAGAGCACUAAAGAGAGAUACAAGAAGCUCAUGGACGUUUUGAUUCCGUUUUCUAAACGUUUGUAG